Messenger RNA from Talaromyces proteolyticus, 2720 nucleotides. RefSeq lists its product as uncharacterized. NCBI's taxonomy places the organism in Eukaryota, Fungi, Ascomycota, Eurotiomycetes, Eurotiales, Trichocomaceae. Bases 136 to 2424 code for a protein of 762 amino acids. Gene Ontology annotation, biological process: DNA-templated transcription; regulation of DNA-templated transcription. Gene Ontology annotation, molecular function: transcription cis-regulatory region binding; DNA-binding transcription factor activity, RNA polymerase II-specific; zinc ion binding. The transcript is spliced from 4 exons. The record is from RefSeq and is a predicted model, not a curated record. Gene Ontology annotation, cellular component: nucleus.
UAGUUCUAAAUAUUCUCCAAGUCAGCUCUCAUACUUCGAUUCUCCAUGAAAAAAAAAUGCUUUAGCACUCAACGCCAAUAGUACGUAGAUCAAAUUGACUUACUUUCUUGUCGCCCAAUCCAAUAUUCUAUAAUCAUGCCGAAACGCUCGUGGAACCAAGUUGAAGGUGCAGCAACGCAGCCCACCACUCGUCGCACGUCUACCAAGAAUGCAAAUCAGAACUUGCGCAUCAAGCCUGGAAGCCCACGCAGUCCCAAAGAAUCCAAACUACACCUGCGCAAUGGAAGCUUUUCCGAACAUCAGCAGCACCACCCUCCAACUCCAAGCUUGACCGAUGCCGGGUCUGAGCCACGAUCUGCGAAGUCAGGUUCCCUUCAACGGGCUCCGAGCCUGGCUCAUUCAGACGAUAAUGAAGCAAUGAUGUGGCCAUCAAUUACUCGCAAAGUGAAAGCAUGUGCGGCCUGUCGGAAACAAAAGAUCAAAUGUGAUAUGGACGACGACUCGCCACCUUGUAAACGAUGCAAGGAGAGAGGCCUCUCGUGCAAGCUCAACAAAAGCUUACAGACCUUAAUCGACGAGGAAUCGAGAUGGCGCAAGACGGUGGGCCACGAUCUAACAGUCAUGCACUCUGCCCUCAAACAGACAUUGCAAGCUCUAUCGCUCCCCUCGCUUCCUACCCUUCUCACGCCGGUGCCUGAACUCGGAAACAGCCACGAACAGGAAUUUCAAUCCAUUCAACACACACUCGAACCCGCUCCCCAUAAACCAACGUUUGACGUAUCUCCUCAAUUGCACCCAGCAGAUCACGACACGAUUGCACAAGUACCAAUUGACUCCCUCUAUGAACUCACUCACUUGCGCUCUCUCCGUGGAGAGACGCUGGAAGAGCAACACGGGAGUCGCCACGAUGACUUCAUCUCGCGAGGCCUGCUCCAUAUCGACGAAGCCGAAAGAUUGUUCCAAUUCUAUCAGUCUCAGCUUGACCCAUAUAUCUAUGGACUUGCAAGCAAAUACAAGACGCUGGAUAGUCUUCGUAGCAGCUCAUCCCUUCUGACUGCCUGUAUUUGUGCGGUGGCGGCCUCUCAUAUAGCUGGCAACGGUAAGGUUUAUGAGAUAUGCGAUCAGGAAUUCCGCAGACUGGUGUCCAAUUCCGUUUUUGAGCGUCGUAUCAACCUGGACUAUCUCCGUGCUUUAGUAAUUGGGUCGUACUGGCUGAGCGACGUAUCAUGGACGUUGGCCGGAGUUGCUGUCCGCCGUGCCAGUGAUAUUGACUUGCACAAAUUUUAUUAUCGUAUCCUAGACUCAACCAACGGGUUCGCUGAGACACCAAGCAGUUGGGAUCCAUCGGAUCCAGAAGCUUCAAUUGACCCCGUGCGAUUAUGGUAUUUAUUGUAUAUAUGUGACCAGCAUCUGUCAAUUCUGUAUACUAGAACACCCAUGAUCCGUGAAGAUGAUACGAUUCGGGGGUGGCGAGGAUACCUCGAAUCCCCACAUGCAACCCAGUCUGAUGUGCGAAUAUCAAGUCAGGUCGCAUUAAUGAUGCUUCUCAGCCAGAUGCGGGAGCUUUUUGGUGUCGACGCAACUAAAUUCGUUCCACGCGCCUUCGUCCCGCAUAUCAACACUUUCAGCCACCACCUCGAUAAAUGGCUAGCACAUUGGUCAUCUAAAUUGCGUGUCAACGAACAUAUUGGCAAUUUCCCUUCGAAAGGGGUCCUCCUGCACUACCACUUUGGUAAACUUCAUCUUUUCUCUCAUGUUUUCCGCGGCCUAAAGUCGGGCGAUCAUAUCGAACCUAUUCCUUCAUAUUUCAAAGAUGCCGCUUCGACGGCAGUGUCACACGCAACCACCAUCCUCGAGCUUCUUCUUAACGACUCCGACCUGCGACGUAGCAUCAUAGGAGUCCCACACUACUUUCACACAAUGAUUGCCUUUGCCUGUGUGGUGCUUCUCAAAGUCGUCGAUCGGUACCGUGAAGAGUUAGGUAUUGACGCUCAGAGCACGUACGCUCUCAUUCAACAGAUCAUCGAACUUCUGCGGCGCAAUAAUUGUGGUAGAUACCAUCUUGUGCACUGGAUGGCUGGGGGACUUGAGAACAUGCUUAAAUCCUCUCGCCGUAACAAUUCAUUCCUUCCUCUGCCAUGGAAUAAUAAAAAUAGCAGCAGCAAUAGCAGUCAUGCGCUCAGUCCACUUGAGCAGGAUGCUGUGGAUAAUUCGUUAUUCAGCAGUGUAGCUGACAUUCCCGAACAGCCUUCUUUUCUAUCACUUGAUCCGAAUUUCGACAUCCAGUCAGGUUUGAACGUUGAUGAGAGCGAAUAUGUUGGCGGUAAUAACGGCGCGCUGGGGAGCGGUCCGUUUCUGCCAAUGCUAGAUGGCGCUGAUGGAGGAGAUUAUGGCCUAACUGAUUUAAGUUUUAAUUUUGUCUGAUUAUGUGUGUCUGAUAUUUCUCCCUUUUUUCAUGUUAAUAUAUUUCACGAUUUUGAGGAUUUGGGAUUAGCACAUACCCUUAUGUCGGCGCAGGAGAAGCUGGGUUAUUGAAUUCGAAGUCUGCAAGAGAAGAUAAACUCAUUUGAACUUAACCUCGGAUAUCAUCAUUAUAAACAAGUUUUCGCCUAUUUUGAGAUCCCCACAUACUCACAAGUAACCCUAUAAAUGACCGGGAUUUGUACGAUAUCCAGGUGACCGGACGGCAUUCUCUCCGCCGGGUCUCAACAUUACCUAGC